AGUAGCAGCCAUACUAAUAGCAGACAGCCCUGACUCAGACAGACUGGAGGGAGAAAGCAUGGCUGGGGAUAGCGAGCAGGCAUUGCCCAAUCACGCACCCCACAACGGGCAACCCUUCCUGAUCGGGGUCAGCGGUGGAACAGCCAGCGGCAAAUCAUCGGUGUGCUCAAAGAUUGUGCAACUUCUAGGGCAGAAUGAGGUAGACCACCAUCAGAAGCAGGUAGUGAUGCUGAGCCAGGACAGCUUCUACCGAAUACUCACUGCAGAGCAGAAGGCUAAAGCACUCAAGGGCCAAUUUAACUUCGAUCACCCAGAUGCCUUUGACAAUGAACUCAUAUUAAAGACACUCCGUGAAAUCAUGGAGGGAAAAACUGUGCAGAUCCCAGUGUAUGACUUCGUUUCUCACUCCAGGAAAGAAGAGACCGUGACAGUGUAUCCAGCUGAUGUGGUGCUGUUUGAAGGAAUCUUGGCAUUUUACGUGCAGGAAAUCAGGGACAUGUUUCAGAUGAAGCUCUUUGUUGACACAGAUGCAGACACACGACUUUCUCGAAGAGUGCUCCGAGACAUCAACGAUCGAGGACGGGAUCUAGAGCAGAUUCUUACACAGUAUAUCACAUUUGUAAAGCCAGCAUUUGAAGAGUUCUGCUUACCUACCAAGAAAUAUGCUGACGUGAUCAUUCCAAGAGGUGCUGACAAUUUGGUUGCCAUCAACUUGAUUGUGCAGCACAUACAGGAUAUUUUAAAUGGAGGGUUGACAAAAAGGCAGACCAAUGGCUACACGAACGGUUACACCAGCGCUCGGAGUAGACACCCCUCAGAAUCCAGCAGCAGUCGACCUCACUAAGUGCUCUUUAAACUAUGGGAUUUGCAUAGAUUUUUCCACCAAUACAUUGCAUAUUCUGCAUCCCUUUUUCUUUUAUUCUUGGAGAGACCACGCUGGACAAGCUCUCUGCUGCAGGAGGAGGGGACUGAUCCCUUCCAAAAUUUGAAUAGUGCCAAUUUAAGUUUACUGCAAGAGCUGGGAAAUCUUAUAACUGGAACCAAACCUGCAGGACUUUGUGUCUCCCAUGGAGUGGAGCGGUAAAUGCAAAAUCAGUGGACUAAUUUGCCAAUGCGCCUUUUUUUUUUUUUUUUUUUUU
Molecule: messenger RNA, 1139 nt
Organism: Pelobates fuscus (common spadefoot toad)
Lineage: Eukaryota; Metazoa; Chordata; Amphibia; Anura; Pelobatidae
Gene: UCK2
Product: uridine-cytidine kinase 2
Exons: 7
Coding region: 59-844 (261 amino acids)
Cellular component (GO): cytoplasm
Molecular function (GO): ribosylnicotinamide kinase activity; ATP binding
Source: RefSeq, a predicted model, not a curated record